This is a messenger RNA of Fraxinus pennsylvanica, 423 nucleotides long. Lineage: Eukaryota; Viridiplantae; Streptophyta; Magnoliopsida; Lamiales; Oleaceae. The record is from the annotation of a GenBank genome assembly.
AUGUUGAAGAAGGCCAGGAAGGCUUGUGCCGAUUCUCUCCCUCACAAGGAUAAGAAAGAACAUGAUACCAGACCUCACAAUUGUGAAUUAGAAGGCUGUCAAAUGAGUUUCAAGACAAAUGCAGAGCUUCUCCUUCACAAACGCAAUCAGUGCCCAGUCGAUGGGUGCAAUAAGAAAUUCAACUCCCACAAAUAUGCAGUACAACACCACUUUGUUCAUGAAGAUGAUAGGCCUCUCGAGUGUCCAUGGGAAGGUUGUUUAUGUCAUUUAAGUGGGCUUGGCAAGCACCUUUGCAUAUUCAAAGCAUGUAGUUUUGCUUCCUGCUGUGGUGAUGCUAUGUUCUACAUGCUAGUCAAAAUGGAUCAGGUGCGCGAAAUUGGCGACCCAGUUUGGUUGCAGACAAUGAAUAGGCCGGGGCUUUAA